Molecule: messenger RNA, 495 nt
Organism: Angiostrongylus costaricensis
Lineage: Eukaryota; Metazoa; Nematoda; Chromadorea; Rhabditida; Metastrongylidae
Source: the annotation of a GenBank genome assembly
AUGGAUUCAUACUGUAAGCCGUCACCUUCCUACAGCUCGCUGUCAGUCUCACCAACACUUCCGUCCCCGACGAACAGCUCCGCACAAUCUCCGCUUGGUCCCGACGUUACCGACGAAGAACUGCAGCGCAUUUCCGUGCGUCAACUUAAUCAGCGUCUUCAGGGUCAUGAUCGACAGCUGGUGACAAUGUUGAAGCAGAAACGUCGAACACUAAAAAAUCGUGGCUACGCACUCAAUUGCCGAGUACGCCGUAUUCAAAAUCAGCUGCAGUUGGAAGCCGAUAACAUACAGUUACGAGAUCAGAUCCGCAAUUUGCUACAAGUUCUUUCCGAUGUACAAGCACGUCUACAAUAUUAUGAACCAACGUUUAUGCUUAACGACUACACUUACAUGACUUCAACGAUUCCAGCGAUGUAUCAAAACACUGGGACGAAUCUUUUGAUGGCAACAAACGCAUCGUCUUCGAAUAACUGUCAGAUGCCACAGCAACAAUAA